Messenger RNA from Thlaspi arvense, 1542 nucleotides. The record is from the annotation of a GenBank genome assembly. NCBI's taxonomy places the organism in Eukaryota, Viridiplantae, Streptophyta, Magnoliopsida, Brassicales, Brassicaceae.
AUGCGAUUCGCGGCGCCACCGCCGCGUUCCGGCAAUAUCUCACCGUUUCCUUCACCAGCUCCUUCACCGUAUUUUUCACCGGCUCCUUCACCAUAUCUUUCACCGUUUUCCGGUGUAUCUGAGGAGAUUCUUUCCCGUUCUUCGGAUCCUCCUUUGCAGUUUAGUCCUCCGUUGAUCGCUAUGGUGGUGGUUUUAGCUGCCGCUUUUCUUUUCGUGACGUACUCUCGCCUCAUCUCCCGCCGUUUUAUUUCGCCUAUUUUCCGUCGUUUUCGACGGUGGCGAUGCCGUCGGCGCCGUCUCCUUCACCUAUCGUCGGCUUCCUCUGCUUCAACUUCAUCUUCCGAUCUCCGAUCGUUCUCCCCUUUCCCUUUCGACUCCUUUCACUACUCCUCCUACUCGCCUUACGGGUUAGAUGAUUCCGUUAUCAAAACGCUGCCGCUUUUCCUGUACUCCGCCGCCGCUUGCACCGGGAAGAGCGUUUCUGCUGCUGCGGUGGGGAAGACUUCCGCCGCCGUUGCGGAUUGUGCUGUUUGUUUGUUGGAAUUCGAGGAAGGAGACUAUGUACGGACGCUUCCGCUAUGCUUCCACGCUUUCCACCUUGAAUGCAUCGAUGAAUGGCUGCGAUCUCACCCUAAUUGUCCGCUCUGUCGUACGGCGAUUCUGGGAUCCACGGCUGCCGGCGUUUUGGCUCCUACGUCGCCGUUCGUCCCACUCAUGGCUCCUCGGAUUCGUCCAAGCUUCGAUGAUGAGAGUAACGCGAUCAUCAUCCGCAGCGAAAUUCCCCAGCGGAGCAAUUGGAACACAAUCGCGGCGGUGACGGUCGAUCAGGAGAUCACGGUAUCAGUGGAAGAGCAAUCACCGGCUAUAUCUCGGUUCCGGGAGCUGAAGAGAUCAUAUUCCUUCGACUACGAGAGGGAAGAAUCAGCAUCAGAGAGAGUGACGAUGGAGCCAGCGACGGUGUCUCCGUGGAGAUACAGGAGAUCUACGUGGAACAAGCAGCGGCAAUCUCCGUUCGGAAACCUGAUAUCGAAAUCUCGAGUGUUCUCGUUCCGGAACUACAGAGGCGCGAAAUCGCCCUUCUUCCGGCGGCGAUCGGGAGUGUUCUUCCCGAUAUCGGAGCGGAUCCCAGCGACGGGGAGCUCAUCGAGGCGGACGAAAUCAAUGACGAGCCCGAUGUUCUUCAGAACAGCACCGCACUCGUCGAGCCGGCUAAGAUGCGGAGAUCCAGAGGCACUGUUGUCGCCGGAGAGGUGGAGGAGAAGGGACACGUGGCUCUCUAUAGACAGGAGACGCCAAGACAGUGAAGGGCUCUCUAUAGACAGGAGACGCCAAGACAGUGAAGAAGAAGACGACGACGACGACGCAGAGGAGACAGACAUGUUUUCCGGAAUGUUCAUGAAAAAGCCAGAAAAAGCCGUGGCUCUGAAGGAACUGAAGCAAAAUGUUGCUUUAUUCGGCGGAGGGGUCGUCCUUAUCCGUUUGGCUCCAUACGUCCUAGCUUAUUUCUCCGAUUCCAAGCAAGAGCUCAAGAUCGACCUCUAA